AUGUUUUGGAGGUUUGGCGGUUACGCCAACAUAUCCACCAUCGACACCAUCCUCGACAAGAAUGAUUUCACCCUUGAAGAGCUCCUCGACGAGGGCGACCUCAUACAAGAACUAAAGCAACACAAUGCGAAGCUUAUCGACUAUCUGCGGGACGAGCCUGUCCUAGUCAAGCUGCUCGAAUACGUGGUCGCCCCUAAACUAGAGCCUGUCGCGACCCCCGAUGUCGACGAUGAUGACGAGAAGGAACUCGAAGUCGAGACGGAGAAGGGGAAAAGCCGUGUCCUGCCCUUCUCCCGUCCAAGAGCAUCAUCCAGGGCAUCCGAGCCUGAAAACAAGGAGGAAGAGAUGGAGAAGAAGCGCAAUAGGUACGCGUACGUUGCGGCCGAGAUCCUUGCGUCAGACAACUGGUCAAUAUGCGAGGCGCUUCUCGCAAACAAGACCAUGCUGCGCAACUUCUGGGAAUUUCUGCAGCAUCCCAUCCCUCUCGACCCCCUACAGGCUAGUUAUUUCACCAAGGUCAACGAGGCCCUUUUCGACAAGAAAACCGAGGAGAUGAUCGAGUUGCUCAAGUCUAUCGACAACGCAGUCCCUGAUAUGCUUCGACACGUCGAUUGCCCCAUGAUCAUGGACCUGUUGCUCAAGAUCAUCAGUCUCGAGCGAACCGAAGCUGGUCAAGGAAUUGUCGAGUGGCUGUAUACCCAAGACGUCAUGCCAACACUACUGUCCUUCCUCGGCCCUGAGCACAGCUGGGCCACUCAGACCUCAGCCGGUGACUUCAUGAAGGCCAUCAUCACUGUAUCCGCGAACGCCUCGCAAAACGAGCAGACGUGCAUCGGUCCAAACGAGCUUACUAGGCAAUUGGUAUCAAAAGACUGCGUCGAGAAGCUGAUAUCCUACAUGUUGGGCGGAGGAAACGCCUUGACGGUCGGUGUGGGGAUCGUCAUCGAGGUGAUCCGCAAAAACAACUCCGAUUACGAUCCCGACGUCGGUGCCGAGGCCAACUCCUCUCCCUCAAGUAGAGACCCCAUCUACCUAGGUACCCUUCUGCGACUCUUCGCCGAUCACGUUCCCGACUUUGCACACUUGAUCAUGAAUGCUCCAGCCCAGAAAGCCCGUCUUGAUUCCACCUUUGGUGACAAGAUCGAGCCGCUUGGCUUUGAUCGUUUCAAGACCUGCGAGCUGAUGGCCGAGCUCCUGCACUGUAGCAACAUGGGCUUGCUAAACGAGGUCGGUUCCGAGGAGCUCAUCGCUGCUAGAGAUAGCGAACGCCAGCGGUUACGUGUCGAGGGCAAGCUUUCCGCUCUGCGCGGCGAGGACGUGCCAUCCUCAGCAGAUGACCUCACUAUGCGCAUUUCACACUCGUCGCCUGCUGACGAAGGUCGCCGGCUCGAAAUCACCAACAUCUCGGAGGAUGAUGGCUUCGAAGAAGUUGCACACAGCAAAGAGAUGACCGAAGACACCUCCCAUGAGUUCGUCAAAGCGGAGGAGGAGAUACAAGCUGGUCAGGCAACUUCAUUCCUGGAUAAGGACGAGGACGACUUUGUCGACGAGCCGCUCAGCUCUCCUCGGCUUCAAGUCAGCGACGCCAAGAUUGAGGAGCCAGAUUUCGACGACCCAGACCUGGUUGUGGCACCAUUAUCUCCAUCAAAGCAGAAGGCGGCUGAGCUUAACGACCUCCCUCCAUCACCAUCAAAGGACGAAGAUGUCAAGGCCGAGGAUGCUAAGGUCGAAGAUUUGGUGGAAGACAUGCAAAAGUCCUUGUUGGAAGACAAGCCGAAAACCCCAGAGCCUCAAGAUGCGGCGGGCUCCGCGGAGGAAAGUGGCGCUUCCACGCCUGCUAUUGAUACCCCAGCUGCCUCAUCGGUAGCCGAGUCCGAAAGUGCAAAACCUGAAGUCCAAGACGCAGCCCCAGGCGAACCAGAGGCACCAUCUUCCGAACCACAAACUGAGGAAGCAGACAAGCCCGCGCCACUCUUUUCUCAGUCUCAAACUGCUCCCGAGGAAGGUGCUGCUACAGCAGAAGAACCAAAGGACGCGGAGACUUCUGGUGAUGCUGAGAAGACAGAGGAACCCAAAUCCGUGCCAGAGGCUGCCGCACCAGAGGCUGCCGAGCCAGAACAAUCGGAGCAGGGAGCCGGCGAUGCAUCCAUCGUUGUCGGCCACGAGGUCCAGCCCGAGGCGCAGGAUCUCAGCAAUGUGCAGCCUGUCGUAGGCGAUUAUCUCAAGAUGCAGUUUGUUGAGUAUGGAAUCGUUCCUACCAUUCUGUCAUUCUUCUUCAAGUACCCCUGGAACAACUUCCUCCACAACGUUGUUUAUGAUAUUGUGCAGCAAGUCUUUAACGGACCAAUGGAUCGUGGCUUCAACCCCACACUCGCAAUUUCUCUGUUCGAAUCAGCAGACAUCACAAGCCAAAUCAUCAAUGGCCAACAUGCCAGCGAGCAGUCUCAGCAACAGAACAAGACCCGCAUGGGCUACAUGGGCCAUCUCACCCUCAUCGCCGAAGAGGUGGUGAAGUUCACUGAACGCCACCCUCCAGAGCUUCUCAGUGAGACGGUACUGCAGAAGGUUAUGGACCAGGAAUGGAUCAAUUAUGUUGAGGGUGCUCUCGCAGAGACCCGCGAGCGUGACAAUGCCAUCCUGGGAGGUGUCCGGCCCGAAGUGGCCAUGAGCAAUAGACAAGCUGGGGGUCUUUCAGCGGUCGGUCUAUCUAGUCUCGGCGCCGCGUUCGGUAGCUCACAAGGCGGUAGCUCGAACGCCCUGGCUGAUGCGGGUCUUAACGGCGGCCUGAAUGACAUGGGUGACAAUGGUGGUGGGAACGGCAUCGGACCCUUUGCCAUCUCAUCGGGCACAUUGAUGUCCGGCUUUGGUAGCAGUUCUGAUGAGGACGAGGAUGAAGAAGCCGAGAACGAGGAGGAUGUUAACAAUGAGGUUGGUAUUGUUUCUUUUGUUCCUCCCCAACCACGCCCUAGGAGGUCUUCUGGUUUAUCAUCUUUUGCCGGCCGCCCUGUGCCACGUCUCUUUACCCGGUCUGCAUCUUCCUUCCAGGGGAGUGAGGACUGCAUCGAGGAUUCCGACUCGGACGAUUCCGAAAAGUCUUGCCCGGAUUUGGACAACGACCACGACCACGAUAGCGCCGAUGAAGACGAGCUGGAGCCACGCAAGAUGAUUCAGAGCAAAAUCGCUCCGCCGAUGGUCGAUAGCCUUCGCAGGGUCAGCCUGGCCGAUUCCAUGGACGAUUUCGAGGAUGUCUCGUUAGGUGACGAAAGCGACACCGACUCCCUGGGCCACCUCUCACCCGAAGAGUGGGAAGAUGUUGAGGACAGGGGCUUGGCGCACGUGGACGAUGAUGUUUCAGGCCCUGUCCAACAAGUGGACGAUGGGGUCUUGGAGCAGGAGACAGACGUCGUCAGCCAAGCGGACGACGACGGCGACCCGCUCUUCCGCCUGCUCAUUUCAGUCAACUUCCCAUCAGAAGAGGAGAUGCAGCCACGCCGAGCUCGACGAGACGCGGAGAUCUACGAGGGCAUGCUCCAACUUGUGAAGGAGUUGUUCGAUGGCAAAUACCCCGGCACAUUUCUGGACCGCAUGGCCGAUAUACUUUCUUGUCCACCCGGCCAACCUCCGACUGAGCACGACAGGAGGGUGCAGGCUUGUCUGGUCGAGAUGGGGCGAUUGGUCAAGAAACACCCCGGACAAGACGAGGCCACAGAUUCGAGCUCCCAGACGAACAAACUGAUAGCAGACGACGAGGAGUGUGGGCACUCCGGCUUUUGCGUCUCAUCAAUGGCCUCGCGGGAUUGGCUGUCGUCUGUUGCGUCCUUGUGGUUCCGUGCCUACACCGACCCUCUAAACUCCUCAGGCCAGUCUGCAUCCAACAGCUUAAACCCACCUUCGAUCCCGCCGCCUCCGCCGCCCCCACCCCCGCUGAACAUCCCUCCUUCCCGCGCCCGAAUGGCCUUUGCAGCCCGGCUUGCCUCGAAACGCAAGGAGGCUGAAGAAGCCGGCGAGGACAGCGAGCUCAACGAGGAGAAAGGCCUGGGCAAGGGAGGUGCAAGCUCGUUACUUCAAGACAAGGACAAAGAGGGCGACGGGCAGCUGCGAAACCCCUUCGCGGAUGACGAGGACGACGAUGAGCAGAGCGAUGACGAAGACGAUGACGACGAGGAAGGCGAUCUUGGACGGGCUGAGAGCACUAGCGGACAAGGCAAUAGCUGGAACAGAGGAGGGUGGUGGCGUGGGGCACUCGGCGGCCGACCAGGCAAGAGCACUAAGGAGACAUUUGGCGACGGCAGAGAUUCCUCCGACUCGGAAGAUGAAGCCGAAGGUCAGGGCGGCAACAGCAGUGACGAGGAGUUUGGUGACUUCGCCAUGCCUGAGUCCUCAGGAAAUACUGCCGACACCGGUAGCGCGACAUCAGGUUUCGAUGCGGACCGAGAGAAGGUGCUAGUCAAACCAAUGCCUGUACACCCGCCUGGCAGCAGUGGAAAUAAGGGCAACUUUUUAGGGCUGUGGCCUUUUGCGAAGAAGGACAAGGAUAAUAGCCCUACUAAGGAGGACACGGCUGAGAAGGACAAGACGGCCGAGGCAGAGACCGCCCCGGAGAAGCCAAUCGAGGCCCAGGCAGCAGAGGAGACGGUCAAAGAGCAGGAAGAGAAGGACGCUGCCGGGGAGGGCGGUGCCAAAGAUGAUGACAAGACGCCAGACGAGCCUCCAGUCGUGCUUAGUGAGGACGGCGAGAAGGUGCAGGCUGCUGUCGAGGCCAAGCGCCGAACGAGCAUCGAGGAGCCCGACGAGGGGGAUGAGGUUGUUGUCUAG
Diaporthe amygdali is the source of this 4815-nucleotide messenger RNA. RefSeq lists its product as uncharacterized. The record is from RefSeq and is a predicted model, not a curated record. The transcript is spliced from 4 exons. Gene Ontology annotation, cellular component: cytosol; nucleus. Lineage: Eukaryota; Fungi; Ascomycota; Sordariomycetes; Diaporthales; Diaporthaceae. The coding region runs from base 1 to 4815 and encodes 1604 amino acids. Gene Ontology annotation, molecular function: protein phosphatase regulator activity; protein phosphatase binding.